Messenger RNA from Cryptotermes secundus, 5007 nucleotides. Its product is annotated as cell division cycle and apoptosis regulator protein 1. The transcript has 21 exons. The record is from RefSeq and is a predicted model, not a curated record. Gene Ontology annotation, biological process: regulation of DNA-templated transcription. Gene Ontology annotation, cellular component: nucleus. NCBI's taxonomy places the organism in Eukaryota, Metazoa, Arthropoda, Insecta, Blattodea, Kalotermitidae. The coding region runs from base 132 to 3650 and encodes 1172 amino acids.
UUCUGUCGAUUUCGGCAAUGUAGGAAAUGGCGUUGUCAGUACUUAAUGUCAGUAAUGUGUUGUGUUAUUUAUGAAUUGCCUUGUAUAGUGUGUACGAUUUGUUAUUGAGUCAUUGGAGAGGUAGAGAUACCAUGUCUCAGUUCGGAGCAACAGCCAAGAAUCCACCAUGGGUUAGGACGACAGCUCAAACGAUGGCUACUGGUGUGACGCAGCAGCAACAGCAGCUCCAAACGCAGAUGAUGGGGCAGACUGCUAUGGUUGCCAACCCGACCAUGGUUCAGUAUCAGCAGCCACAACAAGUCUUCCAGACACCGAUGGGAAUGCAACAGGCUGGAAUGACCAUGACAUCAAUGACAGGGGCAAUGGGUGCUACAAGUGUUGCUAUGCCAACAACACUUGGAGGGACUCAGAUGUUCCCGCAGGUGGCUACAGUGAGCUACCCAACACCACGGGCACUAAACCCAACAGCUUUCCAGACUGCUGCUACAGUUGCUGCUGUGCCACCAGUCCCUCCAGCAACCCCAAACCCAUCACCCAAACAGAGGGUCUUCACUGGUACUGUUACAAAAGUUCAUGACAAUUUUGGAUUUGUUGAUGAAGAUGUUUUCUUUCAGACAAGUUCAUGUGUGAAAGGGUCAAACCCAGUUGUUGGAGACCGAGUGUUGGUGGAAGCCUCGUACAAUCCCAACAUGCCAUUCAAAUGGAAUGCUACUAGGAUUCAGGUCCUGCCUAUGACAGGUGCCCCUGCGGCACGUGCCCAGAAUACUCUUCCCAAGGGUUUCAGUGCUACUGCGCAGAACAGUUACAAUGCAGUUCCACCUCCAGAUGAAAACUCUGGAAGCAGUUUUGGGCGAAGCAGCCGUAAGGCUAGUGUGGGCAGUGGGCGCAGAGAACGCUCGAAAGAACGGAGUCGUGAAGCAGAGGAAGAUGAAGCAGAAAGGAAGAAAAGGAGAGAAGAAAGGGCAAGGGAACGAGAGGAGAAAGAAAAAAGAAGUCCCUCAGUUCGUCGCCGUAGCAAGAGUCCACGUCCGGCACCAAGAAGAAGAGCUAGGAUAGUUCCUCGCUACAUGGUGCAGAUCCCCAAGAUUGCUCUUGACAUGCCUGAAGCUGAUGUUUUGGAAUUGCGAAGGCGUUACUCAAACAUGUAUAUUCCAUCAGACUUCUUUUCUACCAAUUUCCGCUGGGUUGACGCGUUCCCACCUCAUAACCCAUUCACCCUGGACCAGCCUUGCUCAUUUCAUGUGAUGAACAAGGAGGUGGAUGCAGUGUUAGAAAAUCUGGCUGUACUGGAGCCUCCAGAUGCUGACUAUCUUUUCUCUGCCAAAGUGAUGCUGAUGAGCAUGCCCACUAUGGAAGAAAUCUUCAGAAAGUGCUGUGCUCUGGCUGAAGACAAAGAAAGUAAAGAUUCAUCGGACGAUGCUCGGGACUUUGUUCAUCCAACACGUCUUGUCAAUUUCCUGGUUGGACUGCGGGGGAAGAAUGAAACCAUGGCUGUUGGUGGACCAUGGAGCCCAUCUUUAGAUGGACAAAACCCAGACAAGGAUCCAUCAGUUCUUAUCAAGACAGCCAUCCGAACCUGCCAAGCUCUUACAGGCAUUGAUCUCUCUCACUGCACACAGUGGUAUCGGUUCCUGGAGAUAUACUACCGGCGAGGCGAAUCCACUCACAAAGGGCGUGUGGUGCCAGCGCGGGUUGAAACAGUGGUACUAUUUCUCCCAGAUGUUUGGAGCUGUGUUCCUACACGCCUGGAGUGGGAUGGCCUUCAUCUCAACUACAAGAAACAACUGGAACGGAAGCUGAAGGCAGACCAGGAUGGCACAGAUGGAGCUAAUGCAGAUGAAAAGGAAGGUGAAGAAAAUGCGAGUGAGAUCAAGAAGGAACCAACACACUUCUCUGAGCUGGAUCCUAAGGGCAUGAAGGUGAAUGAACUUCGACAGGAGUUGGAGGCACGCACCUUGAGCCCAAAGGGGCUGAAGUCUCAGCUUAUAGCUCGGCUCACCAAGGCUAUCAAGACUGAAGCGGAGAAGGCUGAAGAGGAGGAAGUGAAGAAGGGGGAUGAUCCUGAGCCUGUACCCAAACAGGAGUUGGAAGACAAAGAUGAUGAGAAAAAGAAGAAAGAGGUAAAGGAGGAGGAAAAAAGGAAGCAGGAUGAACGAGAGAGAAUAGCCAGGGAGAAGCGAUAUGCAUUGCCAGAAUCUCCUCAUAUUGUGGUACACCCCUCACGCACAGCCAAAUCAGGGAAAUUUGACUGUACUGUUAUGUCUCUGUCCCUACUACUUGAUUAUCGACCAGAAGACACUAAGGAACAUUCUUUUGAAGUUUCUCUCUUUGCUGAGCUGUUCAAUGAGAUGUUGAUGAGAGACUUCGGAUUUCGAAUAUAUCGUGCUUUGAAUGAUGCUCCUGAGCGUGCCAAAGAAGAUGAGAAGGAUAGGAAGAAGGAGCGUGACAAGAAGGAUGAAAAGGACAAAAAGGACAGGAAAGAUGAUAAGAGAGAUGAUAAAAAGAAUGGCAAGAAAGAGGACAAGGAUGAAAAGAAAGAAGACAAAGACAGGAGAGAUGAUUCUAAGAGUAAAAGUGAUGAAAAGGAGAAAGAAAGAGAGAAAAAUGAAGAUAAGGAUGAUGAAGAUGAGGAAGAGGAUGAAGAUGAGGAAGAUGAAGAUUCAAAAGACAGCAAAAAAGAGAAAGAACGAGAUGAUAAGGACAGAAAGAGAGACAAAGAUAAAGACAAAAAGAAGAAGGAACGAGUGAAGCUGUAUACAGAGGAUCCACAUCUGUUGUUAGCAUUUGUAUAUUUCGACCAGUCACAUUGUGGGUACAUAUUUGACAAGGAUAUUGAGGAACUUCUUUACACACUGGGUCUGAACCUCUCCAGAGCACAGGUACGAAAACUAGUCCAGAAGGUGGUGACGCGGGAUUCCCUCCAUUACAGGAAACUCACAGACAAACCACGAGCAAAGGAGGAGGACAGUAAGGAUAGUGACAGAAUGAAAGAUGCAGCAAAAGAAAAGAGUAAAGAGAAAGAUCCCGCAGCAGGAGAAGCAUUGGCAGCUCUUGCUUUUGGUAAUAAACGACUGCUGCCAGUGUUUUCAGCAGGUGGCUCUCCACCAUCAAAACGAGCAAGGAAAGACCCAGAAGAUCCUCCCAAGGACAAACCAACAGUACCUGAUGGGUUUGUGCUAUACAAAGGAGGACUUUUGGAUGUGGAGAAACUGAUGGGCCAGCUGAAGCGAAGCGAGAAGGCUCGGACUGACACAGAGCAUAAGAUGCUCAUUUUGAAGGAGGAGCUCACUGGACUGAAAGAAACUGCAGCAAAGUCUGCCAGUACAGUGAAAGACCUAUCACUACAACUUCAGGAUUACAAGGAGAAGUUACGCAUUACUGAUCAGGACCUUGUUGAAAUUAAGAUGAAUGCUGAGACUUACUUUGCUACGCUGCGUGAAAUCCAAGAGAAGAUAGCACCUGUGGUGAACACAGGAGAUAUUCAAGUAGUUCAGAUGGACAGUAGGGAUAUGAAAGAGGAAACAUCUGAUGUCAUGGUGAAGCAUGAAAAUCAGCAUGAGAGUCGAUGGGGUGAUAAGGUGGACCAUCAAGAUGAGAAGAAGAAGAAGGUUGAAACAAUAAAAAGUGAAACUGCAAUGGAGUGUAACUGAACUGUGUUUGAGUGGUUGUGUUGCCUUCUUCCUUCGAGCUACUCAACAGAAGAUCUGGAGAACUUUACCCUUGUUUGUUACUUUCUUUGUUUUUAUUUAUAACUGUAAAAGGCACAGUAUUUUCUAAUAUUAAAUGGAGGACUAUUACAAAUGAAUUUAUAACUUUCAAAAAUAUGUUGUGAGUAAUAUAAACAAGUUACAGAAUUAACAGUAACAUUUCUUAGGGACAGUAGCCUAAAAAUGUUGUUCUCAUUUUAAAAAUGUUCAAUUUGAGCUCCACAGAUAAAACCCUUAGAAUAUCUAAAUGAUAUUUAAACUUAUCCCAUGCUUAUUGUAAAGGUACCAUCAUCAGUGGUGCAACAGUAUGAUGCAUCCUGAUCUUUAGCUCUUACAGAUUUGCUGGAAGAAGUAAAGUAAAAAAAAAAAAAAAAGUAAAGCUAUCCCUGUGCCAGGCCGUGAAAGCCCAUAGGGUUAUGAGACAUUGAGGGUCCCACAUUAUCUAAAACUUUAUUUCAAAAGAACAGUAGGUGUCAGAUCUGGGUAUCAUGGAGUUCAUACCUCUAUGAUCAGUCCAUUGUCCAAGCAGUGCUUUUUUGUGUAUAACUCCUGUUACAGUGUUGUGAUGGUGUGGUGAUACACUGUCUGAUUGGAAAAUUAAUAUUCUUCCAAAGUCAUGAUCAGCCUGAGGCAUCAGCUAGUUUUCCAGAAUGUUUAAUUGGUCUUUCAGCAAAACAAAUAACACAUUGCACACUUUCAAAUUGGUUCACCAUUUUGGAUAAUUCAUAUUUGGAGCCCAGUAUAAUGAUUUGGUAAUUACUGUUAACAAGUAACAAAACAGAGACUGUCCAAAGUAACUUUCACCCUGAGACUGUUACAUUUGUGCCACUUGUAGUUUACUUACAGGAAGUAAUUGAAAGUUUAUUUCUUAUGUAAUAAUUGUGUAUUGUUAACUCAUUCAGACCUGCAGCUGGCAAUUCGCAAUGCAGUCACCUGGUUAAGCGUCCGUGGUUGGAAAUUUCUGAUAAAAUGCAUUUAUAGUAAGCAUUUGUUUGGAUAGUUUAUGUCACAGUCAUUAGAUGGACUUACAGCAUGUUAGGAAGUCUCAUGGAAAUAUUACUUCAGGGUGUUCAGAAAAGUUAGGUUGCAAAAACUUCCCUUUUAGUUAAUAUGGCAGGGCUGCAAGAGUAGUCUGAAAUUUCAGCUGCAUCUGAAUGUGCUGAGCAUUUUGAAUGUACCAUUUGUGUUACCUGAAAGAUGUUUUAUAAUGACCUGAAUGAGAACUAAUUUUAAGAAUUAAUAUGGUACAAAAAUUCCUUUAUUAAAAGAAAUUACUCAAGAAGAUGUGAAACUGAAGUAA